Sceloporus undulatus (fence lizard) is the source of this 2307-nucleotide messenger RNA. RefSeq names its product F-box only protein 44-like. The coding region runs from base 288 to 1175 and encodes 295 amino acids. Gene Ontology annotation, biological process: SCF-dependent proteasomal ubiquitin-dependent protein catabolic process; glycoprotein catabolic process. The transcript has 6 exons. Gene Ontology annotation, cellular component: cytoplasm; SCF ubiquitin ligase complex. NCBI's taxonomy places the organism in Eukaryota, Metazoa, Chordata, Lepidosauria, Squamata, Phrynosomatidae. Gene Ontology annotation, molecular function: ubiquitin protein ligase activity; protein binding. The record is from RefSeq and is a predicted model, not a curated record.
UUGCAUGACCUAAACACUGACGCAUUGCAUGCAGAUGAUCUUUGGGAAGUGCCUUCCUGUUGCACAUUGCUUGCGGGGGGGGGGGGGGGAACGAUACAAGAAGAUGGUUUUUUCUGGUGUCUAGGGAAAAGAAGGCGAGGCUAGUGGUGCAAACAGGGCAGGAUUUCUGUCUGCAUCACCAGCUCCCUUGAAGCCUCUCAGCCCUAUUUUCCUGCCUCUUUCUUUCAGUUCUUCAAGAGCUGAGUCCAGGAAGUGUCCUCUGAUGUCCUCCUGUUUCUCUGCCCAGGAUGGUGACCAUUGAAGACCUUCCCGAAAUUGUCCUGGUGGAGAUCCUGUCUUGGGUCCCAAGGAAGGAGCUGAUCCUCAACUGCCGGCUGGUUUGUUCAUGUUGGCGAGAUCUGGUGGACCUCCCUUUCCUUUGGAAGCGCAAAUGCCAACGGAUGGGCUUCUAUCCAGAGACAUCAAGUGACACCUUCCAAGACUGGAGGACCCUCUGCUUUCUUAAAUGCAUCAGGAACUUAGUCAAGAACCCUUGUGGAGAAGAAGGCUUGUAUUUCUGGUACUUGGAUUGGAACAGGUGGACCGCCAGUCUGGAGAUCAUGCCAACCGAACGCAUACAACUAGAGAGACUCUAUAACUACAAGUGUUGCAUACCGAUGCCUCGUCCUCCCCAAGAUAUCCAGAGAUGCUUUAUCUUCACCUGUCAAAAAAGCUGCAGUUCAGAGUAUGCUUACAAGGGACAACACAUCUGCUUACGUGAGAAGGGCUACUCAGACCGGCUGAUGGAUGAGUUCAGGCCCAUCAUCCGGGUGAAGGCCUGGCACUUUCCUACCUGUCCGAGCUUUCCUUGUAGACUUGUUGUAAGGCUUAUGUCCGAUGACUUUGAGAUCCUUCAGGAAUGCUGUAAAGAAAAUGAUAUGUUCAACUGCUGGAGAGAGCUUUUGCAUACCUUUGACGAUUACCCUCCUGGAGUUCGCAUCAUUAUGGUGGAACAUGAAGGCUACACUUGGAAUUAUUUGAAGAUCACCGGUACCAGCAUCAUCCUCGACCCAGAAGAAACGGUACCAAGAGAACCCCAGGCACCGACUCCCCUAAAUCUUCCCAAAAAGCCUUCUUUUUUCUCCUGCAUCUCUUCUCCUCUGCAAUUCUUGAAAAGGCAAAAAAAUACCUCCUAGCUUACAGGCUCUCAUUUCCCCAAAAGGUUUUCUCUGAAGCUUUGUGUGUCCAUCUCCUCUUCAUUUAUGAGACCUAUUAUUAUGAUGAUUAUUAAAGUGUAUUUAUAUAGCGCCGCCAUUGGCCAGAAAACACACAAAGUGUCCUCUUUAGCACAGCGGAGUUAGGCACCGGUAAGAUUUCGGUCACUGGAAGAAAACCCCAGGAAAGGGUUUGCCUUUGCCCUUCCAGCAAACAAAGCAACACAAAGAGUUCGCUGUGGCGAUAGCAUUGGAAAGAUUUAGGACGGAGCUGAGCAAUUGUGGGGGGCUAAAGGGUUUUAGGCACUUAGGGGGCCUAUGAGAGGCUUAGCAAUCCUGGAAGAUAUUGUGAUAUUAUGGACUUUUGGGGAGAGAAUGUUGCACUGAUUGGAUAGUUAGGGAUGCACCGUGUAGUAGAGCUUGUAAGGUAAGGAUCUGUCAGGAGUGAACGAAUGGGAUGCUGGGAGCGAGUGGCGAUUGGUGAAAUGGCUGAAAGGAAUCAAAUAAGGCCAGUGAUUGACAGAUGAGGAGUGACAGCUGGGUCCGUUGAGGGUGGGAUUAGGAGUCUGAGUAGACUUAGGCCUCAUUCCCAUUUGCAAAAAAAAAGCGGUUUGCGAUCCGAAUCGAUGGAUCGAUUUGACAGCGGAGCAUGGUUCCCACUACAUUUGCCCCGAUCGCAUUUCCCCCCUCUAAAAUAACCCAGUUGUGGCUCACAUUCACAAAUGAAUCGGUUCCAAAUGGACCUGCUCCAGCCGGCCAAAGGGCAAAUUUAAAUUGAUUCUGAUCUGCAACUAGUUCACAUUUGCGUGGAAUCGGUUUAUCCAAAAAGACGCAGAAAACACGGGUUAAAUGAGUCUGGAGUGUUGCUGAAUCCCUUCAGUGAUUCGAUUGAAGUGGGAACCAGGGUCAUUUGAACUGAUUCAAACUGAAUUACGAUCCGGUUUAAAAGGUAGUGGGAAUGAGGCCUUAGUCAGGGUCAGAGGCAAGUUAGCAUCAGGGUUGGAGUUAACUAGGAGAGGAGUGUGAGAAAGAGUGAGAGAUGUGAUUCAGAUGCAUUAAGUACAUAAUCUCUGGUUUUAUGCUUCUAUUUAAUAAAUCUAUUAUUGCUGCUGCU